AUGAAUACAAUGAAUGUAUUGAAGGAGCAGGAAAGGAACCUCCUGCUAAACAUUAUGAAAAAGUUUAAAGGGAAAAAGUGUCUUUUUUUCCAACCGUCCUUACACAUAAUUUUGAAUGUAAUCUUGAAUGAUGAUGAUAUUAACAAAGAACAGAUUGAACAUGUGUUUUUUACAGAGAAUGAAACAGAAGUAAAUAUAAACAAGCUGGAUAACAUUUUUAACAUUUUAUUUUUUAUUCGUCCAAACUUUUAUGAAAUUGAGAAUAUUUUUAAAAUAAUUGAAAAAUUAGAAAAAUCAGAAUUAAAUGAAAAUGGAAAAUCUACUAGUAAUAGAAACAAGAAAUAUGCUAUUAUUUUCAUCCCUUAUAUGACUACCAUGUGCAAAAAGGAAAUUUUAAAACAUAAUAUACUUGACAUUCCUAUUAAAAUUAUUAUAUUUCCUCUUUAUUUUAUUCCAUUAUAUAAUGAUGUAUUUAGCUUAGAAAUCAAGGGAUUAUUUAAAGAAUAUUAUGUAGAUAAUGAUUUUAGCAACUUAAUUUUCUGUUCAUUCAGUCUAAUGUUUCUUCAAUACUUUUUUAACGGUGUUUUUAAAAAUAUUAAAUCUUUAGGAAAAUUAUCUCAUUUUAUUUCUGAACAGUUAAUACAAUUAAGAAAAGAAAUUGUAGCUACAAAUUUUGAUAUUCAAUCUCCAAACAAUUUUGAACAGGACUUUUUCGAUAUUAUAACGAAUUUACAAAAUUUUAAAGACAUGAAUCAUUCCAAAAAUUCUGCUCAACCCAUCGCUGUUCCCCUCAAAUAUGCAAUCCACAAAAUAUUCAUCUCAGAAAAAAUACACAGGAAGAAGAAGAAGAAGCAGAAGGGACACAAUUUGAAAGAUAGUAAUAUGAAUGGAAUCGAUUCCAAGUUAGCCAAUCCCAUGAGAAGAGCAAGUACAAAAAAGAGAGAUGCCAAGAAAAAUUAUGAUAAUACAACAAAUCAUAUGCACAGGGAAGAUGUUAGAAAUGAAAAGAACGCAAGGGAAGUAACUGUUUCAGGAAAGCAAGGGCCGAAGUUGCAUGAACAGGAUGGCGAAGAAGAGGAGGAAGAAGAGGCAGAGGAGGAAGAUGAAGAAGAGGAAGAAGAGGAAGAUGAAGAAGAGGAAGAAGAGGAAGAUGAAGAAGAUGAAGAGGAAGGAGACGAAGAGGAAGGAGACGAAGAGGAAGGAGACGAAGAGGAAGGAGACGAAGAGGAAGGAGACGAAGAGGAAGGAGACGAAGAGGAAGGAGACGAAGAGGAAGGAGACGAAGACAAAUAUUAUGACCUUCACAACAGUGACAACCACCACGACAGUGAUGACUGUGACCAUUCCGUGGAUGGACAACAUGCAGAAGAUGAAAAAUCCCAAGAGAAUGAAAACCAUCGUGGGGGGAGAGGAAGAGAAAAAAAUCCCGAAAAAAAAAAGGAGAGAAUAACGGAACGGUCAGAAGGAGAACUCGUAACGGGGUGCACUGAGAAUUCAACAGAGGGAGAAAUGCCAAAGCAGGUCGCCGGUGCAUUAGCAGUAGCAGUAGCAGAAGUUGAGGAAAAGACAAACAGAGGCGAAACAAGACAUACCACACAUGAAGUUAAAAAAGGAGACAAACUCAACAGACCCCAAGACAAAUAUAAAAGGCAAAACCAAAAUGGUACGAACGAGGAAGAAAAAAUCUCUCCUUUUACAGGAAAGGAACAUAUGCACGCAGAAGAUCAAAAGUGGACAGCACAAAUUGGAAAGAAAACAGAAGACAUUGGUGAGCCCCUCAAAGAUGAAACAAAAACGAAUCAAACAUUCGAAUCUGCAUUGAACCGGGAGAGUAUACGGAGGGGUAAGGGAAAGUGGAGAGAAGAAGAAUGUACAAAAAGGGGGGUGCAGAAAAUUGGCUCACCAAAGAGCCGUUCCAAAAUGGGUUCUACUGAGGACCGUUCCAAAAUGGGUUCUACUGAGGACCGUUCCAAAAUGGGUUCUACUGAGGACCGUUCCAAAAUAGGUUCUACAGAGGACCGUUCCAAAAUGGGUUCUACAGAGGACCGUUCCAAAAUGGGUUCUACAAAGGACGAUGCUUACAACCAUGACGAAAUUCCCCCAAUGGCGAAUUUCAUGGCGAAGGAGGACAACACAAAAUUCUUGUCCAAAAAGAAGGAAAAUCGAAAGAUGGAAAAGAUAAAAAAAAAGGAGAAAAAUUACGUUUUAGAAAAAUUAGGAAUAAAUAAUUUCAAUUUUCUGCUAAAUGUGUCAAGCAGGGUAGAUUCCUGUAUAAUCUUGGAUCGAAAAAUAGACAUGGUUACACCUUUUUGCACUCCAUUCACGUACGAAGGGCUACUUGAUCAUCUUUUUUGUAUCAAUAACUUGCAGAUAGAAGUUCCACGAUACAUAAUUUUUAACGAUAGUUAUAAAAAUGCAAUGGUGAAAAAGGAACAUAAAUUGUGUGAAAGAGAAGAGAACACUGAUGAUGAACUAUUAAAAAAUAUGCAAGUGCGUAUAAAAUUAAAAAACACAGUAGAUGUGCUAUAUAAUGAUAUAAAGGACCUAAGUCAGAACGAAAUUGGAAUCUUUUUACAUAAUAAAGCUAGCGAAAUUCAAAAAACGUAUAAAGAAAAGGAUACACUAAAAGAUAUUGAACAGAUAAAUGAGUUCAUGAGAAAAUUUAAAGUAAAACAUUAUGAACAUAAUUCUUUGUCUACCCAUGUAAAUUUAGCUUCUUUCAUCCAGAAUACAAUGAAAAAAGAAUCCAAUUUUAACAAAUUAAAACUAGAAGAUGAAAUUAUACAAUUGAACACAAACACAAAUAAAAGUACUCUCCAAAAUAUUGUGCAACAGAUUCAGUUGCUCAUACAUACAAAUGAAGACAUUUAUGAAGUCUAUCGAUUGUUAUGUCUCUUCUCAAUUGUCACUAAUGGAAUUUAUGAAACGUACAUGAAUGAAAUAAAAAAAGAUAUUGUAGAACAAUAUGGAAUUAACGAAUUAACAAGAAUAAACAAAUUACAUCUGUGUAAUAUUUUAAAAUACCAACCCAAGCAAAAAUUUAUUUGGAAUCAUUUAAAAAACCAUUUUAAUCUAUUUUCAAAUGAACAAAACGAUAUUUCAUAUGUAUGCAAUGGUUAUGCUCCUCUAUCCGUUAGACUAAUUGAAUAUAUGGGGAUUCUAAAAAAUAAUAUACAAGUUUUUCCAGAAAUUUUUAACCUUCUCAAUGGUCCUACACAUCACAUUAUGCAAAAUGCUGUAGGUUUUGACAAUUUAUUACCAUCAACCACAACAAAAAUAAGUUCAAGACAAGAUCAGGAACCUCAUACUGAUGAUGCAAACAGUUCGCACAUACAAAAGGACAUUGUUAUUCUUUUCUACGUAGGAGGUAUAUCCUAUGUAGAAAUAGCAGCUAUCCGAAAUUUAAACAAGACUAAUAAAUAUUAUCACUACUUGAUAUUCACCACGGAAAUUAUUAGUUCCAGGAAAAUAUUGCACAGCAUGGAUGGAUAUUUGAUUUAA
Plasmodium gonderi is the source of this 3501-nucleotide messenger RNA. RefSeq names its product vacuolar protein sorting-associated protein 33. NCBI's taxonomy places the organism in Eukaryota, Apicomplexa, Aconoidasida, Haemosporida, Plasmodiidae. Gene Ontology annotation, biological process: vesicle-mediated transport; intracellular protein transport. The coding region runs from base 1 to 3501 and encodes 1166 amino acids. The transcript has a single exon. The record is from RefSeq and is a predicted model, not a curated record.